This is a messenger RNA of Oppiella nova, 595 nucleotides long. NCBI's taxonomy places the organism in Eukaryota, Metazoa, Arthropoda, Arachnida, Sarcoptiformes, Oppiidae. The record is from the annotation of a GenBank genome assembly.
GAUUCUGUCAUUGAUUUGUUUCGUUUUGCUUCUUCUGGAGGCCGACAAUGAUUAUUAUCCACGCGGUUAUUACGGCUAUCGGUAUCCGCCUUCCGAUCAAUUCUUGAUUUUAGUUUGUUUUGCCAAUUGGUAUACAAUCACAUUGAUGUUGAUAGCAGCGCUGAUAUCUUUGGGAACGGCUAGCAUUUUACCGAAAACCAGUUUUGAUUUCAUAUAUCACUUCAUUGGAUGCAUACUAUACUUGAUCGGAGGUCUUUGGGUGGCUAUCGGUGCCUUCAAACACGAAAACCGUAGCACUUAUGUGCAGGUGUCGUGUGUGUUGGCCCUCAUCUGCGGAAUACUUCAUUUGGUUCACGGAGUCUUCUCUUACAGACUCUGUAUUACUAAUUGAGACACAAUUCAAACAAUACUCUAAAUGCAAAACUAUUAUUGCUUUAAAUAAUCGUUAGAUUGAGAAUACAAUUUUUGGAUGAAUUUUUGAAAUGAAUGCACAGAAUAUUCAAUGGAUUAAGUGGUGGUGUAGUGCACAACAACUGAUCAUUUUUGUCAAAUCCUUACGAAAGUACUUAUGAAUUACUCGAGCUUUUGUACAACG